Molecule: messenger RNA, 384 nt
Organism: Trichosporon asahii var. asahii CBS 2479
Lineage: Eukaryota; Fungi; Basidiomycota; Tremellomycetes; Trichosporonales; Trichosporonaceae
Exons: 2
Coding region: 1-384 (127 amino acids)
Source: RefSeq, a predicted model, not a curated record
AUGCUUCUGCUUCCCCUUGCGCUUUCCCUUGUCCCCGCUGCAGCUACUGCCAAGCUCUGGGGCUGGCCUGAUUCUUUCUCUGUUUCCGCCGACGUCUUCGGGGACAAUAUCUCAGACCCAAACUGGAUGCGCCACUUCGACCAUAGGCUCGCUGUCGGAGGCUCCUAUCUCCACCCAGAGGUCUGGACGUGGGCACAGAUCCAGAAGGAGAACUCGGCAUGGGUCGACUUCUGGCGUCAAGGCAAUUCUGACACCUUCAACAUGUAUGAGAGCAACAAGGAUAGGACGGUGCAUGGGCAGUGCCAGAUUGUCCACUUCCAUGAGGAACCUCAGCACUGCCUCGGCAGAAAGGUCAUGGUGCUCCUCAACUGCUGGCAGUGGUGA